This is a messenger RNA of Microstroma glucosiphilum, 4836 nucleotides long. RefSeq lists its product as hypothetical. NCBI's taxonomy places the organism in Eukaryota, Fungi, Basidiomycota, Exobasidiomycetes, Microstromatales, Microstromataceae. The record is from RefSeq and is a predicted model, not a curated record. Gene Ontology annotation, molecular function: ATP binding; protein serine/threonine kinase activity. The coding region runs from base 87 to 4538 and encodes 1483 amino acids. Gene Ontology annotation, cellular component: nucleus; cytoplasm. The transcript has a single exon. Gene Ontology annotation, biological process: intracellular signal transduction; peptidyl-serine phosphorylation.
AUCACUAGAAGAGGCGCGGCUUCACAAAGGGAGGGUCUUCCUUCCUUCUGAAGUACUUUCAUCCCUUUUCCCCAACCCAAUAAGACAUGGCCUCGAUCGCUUCAAGCAGCAAGGCAUCUUGGCCAGCUCGUCAUGAGACGAUUGUGGAAUGCCUUGGUGAUGAUCAAGUGCAGUCUUUGAUCGUCACAGUGGCCAAAGAGCCCACAGUUGCAUCUGCAUGUGCAAGGGCUCGCCAACUCAUCAAGGGCAAGCAGCGAGCUCGAGACGAUGAGCAAGACGUCGUGAGCGCAGCAGAGCACAGCCUGGCCCUGGACCUCGCCCUAGCAUCGUGGUGGUCUCAGACUCCGGAGACUCGCAAGCGCUUCUGCUCUCAAGCAGCUCAGGACCGAUUGAAGGACCUCACCACUGCAGUGCCGGCACCGAAUGACUUUCCGUCUGUCACAUCGCUGCAAAGAUCGUCCGCGGCUUACGUUGAGAUCGUGCGGUCUCGCUUCAAUCGCCAACUCUACGUGAUCAAGACAGUAGUGAAAGGGCUGGCUCGGAGGGAAUCGAAUCGCUGCAGUCCAGCUUUCGAAGCUCAUCUGCUCUCGUUGGGAUCUCAGACACCUUCCGGUGUGCGGCCUGUGCCUGACCUCGUUGCUGCCUUCCAAAGUCAGAAUUCGCUACACAUUGUCAUGGAGUACUUCCCUGCUGGUGACCUGGAUCAGCUUCUUCACUCCGCAGGUGAAGCAGGAGGAGCGGGCUUGGGACUCGCUCGAAAUGGAGGGCUUCUGGAUGAGAGCUUUGUCAAAGCGUACGCGACAGACAUCGUCGGAGCAGUAGGGUGGUGUCAUGAGCAAGGCUUUGCUCACAGAGACGUCAAGCCAGCGAAUUUCCUUCUCGAUCGAACAGGCCAUCUGAAGCUUUGCGACUUUGCAACCGCUGCACCCUUCUCCACAUUCGCUGGCCAACGCCGCCGAGUCCAUCAUUUCUAUGCUUGUCUGGCCGGAACCCCAGACUACAUUGCUCCGGACAUUCUGCUCGGUGAAGAAGAACGGCUCAAUGCGCUUGCCAAAGAAGACCAAUGGUUGGGUACGACGUAUGCAGACUCCAGCACCUCAUUUGCAUCCUGCUCUCGUAGCAGAGCGCCGGCGCCCGCUCCAGACUCCGAAGGGUCCUACGGGCCGGAGGUCGAUUGGUGGUCGGUCGGCGUGGUUGUCUAUGAGAUGGUAUACAAGGUGGUACCCUUUUGGGCAGACUCGAUCAGAGAGGCGCACUACCGUAUCCGCAAUCACGAGUCGUUCUUGGAACUAGACGGCAAGGUCCCGACUAGCUCAGCGCUCGAAGCUCUGAUCCGAGGAUUGCUCUGUCGAAGAGACACUCGCCUCGGUGCUUCUCUUGAUGGCACACGUGCCAUCAAGGACCAUCCGUUCUUCGCAGACGUCGAAUGGGCCUCAUAUAUGAGCGCACCUGCGCCAUUUGUGCCCAAUCUCCCGGCUAGCUCACACGCCCAGUCGAUAGACGGUCUUCCGCUGUCUCCAUCGGUCCUCCAUAGUCCUCGUCCCCUGAUGUCGUUCGCACCGGACGAUGACGUCUCGAUGACUCCUGAGUCUAUUGCUCUUUCACAGAUCUACGAGGGGGACUUGGAGAAUUUCCCAGCCUUUGUGGAUUCAAGGGACGGAAUUCUGCCCGAACAGGAGCGGGACUUCGCAGAGCAAGCUCAAAAGAGCAUGACGAUCCAGAAUGUCUACACAGGAGCAGCUACAGAAGCUGACUGGGCUUUGCACUCCAGGGCUGCUUCAGAUCCGACCUCGCCGGUCUCAUUCUCGAAACAGGCUGCGGAGGCAAGCCGUAGAGAUAUUGAUGUGAACUGGAUCGGUUUCACUAAGCUCCCAGCUGCUGAAGCCUUCGGUCCUGGACCUAAGCCUAGGCCCACGCCAACCUCCCUAUCGCUACCUAUGGCCACGCCGGUCAUCAGCCGUAUGCGCUCUUUCUCUACGAUCCUCGAAGCAUCUCCUGCGUGCAGCUCGGCAGCUGCUUCGCCCGACAUUUGGGCGCGGCGUGGCAGCGAGGACGAUGCUCCGAUGACAUCUACGCCUUAUCACGCGGGUGAAGGUCAGAGGGUCUACAGCUCACCCGCCGUUCACUUUGCGAGUCAGCCGACACCACCGCCCGCCAUCAGCGCGGCUACUCCUUAUACCUUUACUCGGAAGAAGUCUCUCCAGCGUCGAGCUCUCGAAAUGUCCUCCCGCAUGGCUACACCUGGAGAUGGAAGAUUCGUCACGCCUUCGCGAAAGACAAGCAUGCCCAAUAUUGCCUCGGCGUUUGCAAGUCAACAAUCCUCAAUGGUACCAGCCUCGCCGUAUCCCUUCCCUGUCGCCGCAAGAGCAACUCCAGGUACCUUGGAUCGACGUCGAGGGGCAGCAUUUGCCAUGGCAGCUAUCCCCUCGUACAGAGCGGUGUCGCAAAGCCCACAUUCCUCGUCAGCUGCGGGAUCCAUGGGAUCCGAGUCUCGCUGCUCUGGUGGCUCCAAUGCUAAGCGAGACGUCAGCGAAAACGAAGCGAUGGAGCAAUUGGUGCAAGCAGUUGCGCAGAGCGCUCGCAAAGUCAGAAUUGCAUCGGAGGACAAGGUCGUGCUCGAUCGAUUGUCAGCACUCGAGAACAGACUCUUCCGCAAGGCCGGGGGUGGGCCUCAGGUAGCUGUCCAUCGUCCGGUGAGGCCGCCUCUCCGUCAGAGCCAUACUGAUACGGACUCGCAAAUAAGCGAAGGCAAGGCUCGCUUGUUGAAGCAAACGAGCGCCGUUCCGGGAAAAAGCGGCCAGACGCUGCAAAGGAGGGAGACCAUAGCGAGUCGGCGCGAUGGCGUCGUAGCUGAGAUUCCCAGCGGAGAGACCACUCCCUUGGCGACUGCUGCCAAUGAGCUUGCAAAGUGUACCAUGCCGGGCGAAGACAUACGGAAAGUUUCGGCGACUGGACAGGCUUCAGCAAAGCCGUCGCCUCCGCUUGUCUCAGUUCCUGACAUCGUCCAUCACACUUCGUCAUCUUCGCCCAAAGAGGCCAGAGUAGAAGCUACGUCAGGUCCGCAUGCUGUCGUAUCUUCCCACGGAGUCUCGGCUGGUCAAGCAAAGCAUCCCGCUGCGCCCAUCUGGACAGAGCGAAGGUUUUCUUCUUCGUCUUCGUCGUCUUCGUCUUCAUCCACUGCCUCGGGCGCGCCUGCGGAUAGUGAGCAACUUCGGCCACCUUCUCUCGCCGUGGGAGGACGGUCCCUUCGCAACCAAAGAAGCAAGCGACAACUCAGACUGGAGGCACAGGAGCGUACGACCCCUACUCGUCCGGCAAGGGCCCUUGCGCCUCAAGUUCAGAUCGACAGAUUCGAACAACUCUCCCUUGGGUCUAGCUCCGGUGGAGAGCAGAAGCACGAGGGCGACAGCACUCCUGGUUUGACAGAUGGAGGCGCCUCGACAGAGAGUGAGAGCAUCGGCACGGAGUCACUGCAUAGCGAUGCCCACAACGUUGCUGCAAAAGGUGGGUCGCCUACCCGCAGGGCCACUGGCGCAACGAGGAGCAUUCAUACCUUUUGGGAGACAGAUGCUCCGUCGUCUUCCGGCGACGAGCUCGUUGCCAAGCCCACUGUCUUCUCCGGUCAUACCAGCAGUCGCCUCAGUCUCCAGCCUCUCUCUUUCGAGGCAACAAGGCUGCGAUCCAAGUCUCACGGCCAGCUGCCCAAGCUGCGCAUCGCUAGCGGUAGCCAGCCGGACCUUCCGACUGGUGGGCUUAAUUUGAUCCAAGAGUCGCAGCAGAGGCGCGGGAGCUCUUCAAGCAUGACGGGAGCUCCGAGGAUGCUACGCAAGAAGGACAGUCGAGAGACUCUGAGCGAGUACCGCAAAGGUAUCGUUCGCCCCGCUACACCCACUGGUGCGUUGCCCUCGCCCUUCCUCCCUUCUAGCAUCCCUGGCACCCCUGGUACGCCGGUCAUUGAGGAGGACGAUGCGUUCGGUGGUGGAGCUGUGGUUCCCUCGCCCAUUCCUAUUGCGGUAAGAGGCCUGCGGAAGCCCUCGAGAAGAGCCUCCAGUGCUACCCUCGGCGAAAGCUACGCCCACAACAAUGGCACAGUAGCCGCAUUGAAGGCAGAGAUCGGUGACAAGCCAGCGCAGAGGCGCUCCACGAGUGGUCCUCUUCCAAUCAAAGAGCGAAGAUCUUCCACCUCGCCUCUGAUGCCGGCUAGCUCUUCUAGUCGUAAUUCCCUGUCCUUGCUGUCCAUUACCGAGGAGGAUGGUGGUGCGCGUGCAGACAUGCACAAAAGUCUUCAGCAGCCCACGAAGCAAGUCAGGAGGGCCAAAUCGCGCUUGUCGAUCAUGACUUCUCCGACCCUCAAAGAGGUUCCCACGGCCGGAGUAGUGGACACUCCUCCCAUCAGUGGUAGUAUGAGCAACACCACUAGCCUACGUAGCGCUUCUAGUCCCCUGACAAAGAUGGAUCGCCGUUUUGGGGGAUUGCAGAAUAGCUUUGAUGGACUGCAGAGCAGGAUUACCGAUAUCAAGGCACGACUGCAGGGUUAGACGCACACCAGGUCACCAAUGAGACCACGAGACGAUGAGAUCUAUCACAAUAACCACAUCUCCCUUGCCGACACUAUUAGCUUCGGCAUCGGCCCAGCAUACACCUUGACCUCUCGGUCAUGACCCAUCCCAGCAUACUUUCUCCUUUGAUCGGAUCCUACUGUUCAUAUUCGCAUUCGCCUCACAUAAACCUUGUCCUCAUACACACCCAUUCCCUCCGCUUCGUUUCAUUCCAUCUCUUUCGUAUCAUUGCAACUCAAAAGUUUCUAUUGCUAUUCGUGCCGUGCUCGCGCGUCUU